GGAGGGCGCAGUGGGGCUCGCUGGGCCUGCGUCCCGGACCGCGAGAACCGCACGGACCAGGAGGAGACUGCGGGCCCGCGGAGGUCUGGAGGUGCCCUGAUGACUGAACUACAGCAAGAUGUGGAGGACCCCAAGCCUGCCAAAGCGCUGGGGAAGAGAGAGAGCAAAGUUGGCUCAGCCCACUCAGAGGCUGAGAAUGGUGUGGAGGAGAAGAAGAAGGUCUGCAAGUCGCCACCACCCCAGUCCCCAACGCUGUCCAGUGAGGCCGAGUCCCCGGACCAAAGGAGAAUCAUUUCCCUACGGUCAAAAUCCAGUUGUGAUGGUGCCUGUUCACCAAAUGAUAAGAGUGACUGUAAAACAGAAAGCAAAAGUGAUUCUAAGACUGAAAGGAAAAAAUCUUCGUCUUCCAGCCAGUACAAGGCAAACAUGCAGUUUCACAAGUUGUUUGUUACGGUCCCAACUGAUGAACAGCUGAGACAAAGUUUUACCUGUGCUCUACAGAAAGAAAUAUUAUAUCAAGGAAAACUCUUUGUAUCAGAAAACUGGAUUUGUUUUUAUUCCAAGGUCUUUGGGAAAGAUAUUAAGAUCUGUAUUCCGGUGUUCUCAGUAACCCUAAUAAAGAAAACCAAAACAGCCCUGUUGGUGCCAAAUGCCCUGAUUAUAACAACAGUCCAAGAGAGGUACAUAUUUGUCUCCUUACUCUCCAGAGAUUCAACUUACAAACUAAUAAAAUCUGUGUGUGGACACUUAGAUAAUACAAGUGUCGCUAACAGUCCCAAUCCGUCUCCCCUUGAAAACAGUUUUCGGGCAGACCGCCCUUCAUCGCUGCCUCUGGAUUUCAACGAUGAAUUCUCAGAUCUAGAUGGAAUAGUUCAACGAAGAAGGCAAGAUAUGGAAGAAUACAGCAGUUCUGGCUCUCAGAGUCCUGAAUCCGAGAACUCUAGAGAUUUCCAUGUGACCGAUUCCCAGACAGUUCUGAAUGUCUCCAAAGGAGAAGCAAAGCCACCUCGGGCAGAUCCCCAUGUGAACAGAGUGGCUGAAGGCAAAAGCAAGAGUCUCCCUGCACAUGGUCAGCUAGAAACCAGUGGAAUCUUACACAAAGUCAAGGCUCAGAGCUGUCUGUCUCUGCAACAUAUUCUUAUAGUCUAUGCAGUUGUUGUCUGUGCACUAAUCAUCUCGACCUUCUACAUGAGAUACAGAAUUAAUACUCUGGAGGACCGGCUGGGGUCACUAACCUCCUUUGUGGACACCCAUCAUACCGAACAGACAGCACCAUCCGGCCUGGGGUCACAAGUACAAUUAAAUGCGGAGGCCCUCUGCCAAGAGCUCACAGCUAACAUAAUGAAAUUAGAAAAGAUACAAAACAACUUACAAAAGCUGCUUGAAAAUGGUGACUGACCGACCAGAUUGCUACCUCGCACUUCCCUUUGAAGACUGUGCUCCCCAACGAAUGUGCUCCCCAAGAACACAUCUUGGCGGAGUGCUCCCUGCUGGCCAGAGGAGCAAGUGGACCCACAACCCCAGCCACGUUUGCACUUGGAGGUCACCCAGCUCAGGAAAAUGGGGGAAAGGAGAGUAAUUUUGGUUCCUGUGCAAUAAAAGUUGACCUUGACUCUGAGGAAGUUUUCACUGCUGCUGCCUGGAGAAAACAGAGCCUUCUCUAGAGGUCUCAGGAAGAGCCUAGUGGACACUGUUGGAUGGCUGUGGUUCAGCAACUAUGGUGCCAGGUGGGCAAACACUCCACUCCAUGCCUUUUCAGUCAUUGCCACCCUCCUUUUUUCUCCUUGACAUCCCUCUAACAAGCCUUCAGUUAAGAAUCUGUAAUGUGCCAACAAACUUGAUACAGCUCUGGAAAGAAUUAGCCAUGAUUCUAAAAGGCAAUAUAUGUGGCUCUAAUGGACAGACUUGCUUCAAGUAACACCAACACUGUCUUUUUUUUUUUUCCCUUCUGCUGUUAAGUUCCAUUUUAAAAUCACAUGGCUAUCUUAACUUCUCAUUCAAGUACAUUAUUAACAAGAAUAACCGGCAAUGCAGACUAAACUAUGCCAUUUAUGUUUUGUCAUAUUCCUCUAGCUAGUACUUGAUUGGACUGAUUCUCACCUAUCGCAGGCCAAGAAUCUGUGAGUCAUGGGUCAGAAGUACUAAAUUUAAAUUACUCUAAAACCAAAACUAAUCUCUAAACCAAAAAAGUGUAGCAGUGAUUUGACAGGAUGAAAACACUGAAUUUCUAAGAUUAUAUGUUGACUGUGUUAGUUUGGAAGCAGAACGUCUAUAUUGAAUGCUGAAACCCAUUUCAUCAUGACAAUAACAUGUUUUAUUCUAUUGCUGACUAAAAAAAAUUAAACGGUGGUUUGCUAACUUCUAUUUAUCAUCUGGGUUGGCUGGUUUUUAUUAAUUAUUUAGGUACCACAAGAUCUGUAAGUGUGAAAGAUAUUCUGUUUCUAUCUAUAAUGCAUUUUAUAAUCAUUUCUAUGAAAUGUAUUUUGUUUAAUCAGAUAAGCUUAUAAGUGAAUUGGUUGUAUCAUUUAUAUUUGUUAGCCUCUUGGACAAGAACUGUGCCUGGUGCACCUCUGGCUUUUAAUAAAUACUCAUUGGUUAAAAUGC
Talpa occidentalis (Iberian mole) is the source of this 2604-nucleotide messenger RNA. RefSeq names its product GRAM domain containing 2B (gene GRAMD2B). NCBI's taxonomy places the organism in Eukaryota, Metazoa, Chordata, Mammalia, Eulipotyphla, Talpidae. The coding region runs from base 100 to 1398 and encodes 432 amino acids. The transcript is spliced from 14 exons. The record is from RefSeq and is a predicted model, not a curated record.